Messenger RNA from Homalodisca vitripennis (glassy-winged sharpshooter), 609 nucleotides. RefSeq lists its product as uncharacterized. NCBI's taxonomy places the organism in Eukaryota, Metazoa, Arthropoda, Insecta, Hemiptera, Cicadellidae. The record is from RefSeq and is a predicted model, not a curated record. The transcript has a single exon. The coding region runs from base 1 to 609 and encodes 202 amino acids.
AUGCCCGAGAAACCUUUAUCAAAAACUGUUGACGACCUAGUGAAAUUAAUUCAGGAACAUUUGUAUGCGAAGCCAUCGUUUAUAGCUGAACGAUAUAAAUUCAGUAAACGAAACCAGCGUGAAGGGAAAACAGUCGCAGAGUACAUCGCCUGCCUCAAGAAGUUGUUAGCAUACAGCGAGUUUGGCGCGGCUCUAAACGAUUAUGCCCGAGGCAGACUGAGCGGCAUCAAAAGCGAGUCGACCAAGCAAGGACUGCUGGGAGACUACCUUGACCUUCGAGUAGGUGGUGAAAAUCGUUCAGUAGAAGCGGCCGGGAAGAAUGCAGAGACGCUGACGGUCAAUGGAGGAGUCAGCGGCGGCAGCCGGGUCCAGGGGAUAGCAGCGCAGCACCACCCCCAGGCGACAGACGGCGGCGGCAGCAGCCCGGGCCACAACGCAGCGCAUGAAGUGCAGUUUUUAUGCUGGGGGCAAUAUGGCCACUACCGGAAGCAGUGGAAAUUGUUCGGUGUUGUGUGUCAUAAAUGUGGUCAAGAAACCAUAUAUCUAAGGUAUGCUGAUCUACUGAAAUCAGUAAUUCAUCAGAAGCUAAUUUCAGUUCAAAAGAGAUAG